Messenger RNA from Aphanomyces astaci, 252 nucleotides. RefSeq lists its product as hypothetical. The record is from RefSeq and is a predicted model, not a curated record. Lineage: Eukaryota; Oomycota; Saprolegniomycetes; Saprolegniales; Verrucalvaceae. The transcript is spliced from 3 exons. The coding region runs from base 1 to 252 and encodes 83 amino acids.
AUGGAAUUGAGUGAAGUUUACGACGCCUUCACAACGAUCAAGACACCGUUGGUUAGUUCGCGGCGGGCGUCAGUACACGACGAGUUGAAGGAGAAUAUCGACCGAGUCAUGGAAAAGAAAGACUUUUGGGGGUUCUUCAAGCAGUUGUUUGCACCCAAAGAAGUGGUAUUUGUGGUGCGGUCGGUGGAGAAGGACCAACACGAGCAACCCGUGGGCGACCGCCGAUUGGUCAAGGAAGCCACCAAGGCAUAG